AUGCGUUCAUACAUCGUCGUGUUGAAUUCUGAUUUGCAAAUUUUAGCGUGUCCGUCAUUGAGCAUCCAACGUCUAGGUUUGGAGUUAAGCCAAGUAGCGCGUGAUGCGUAUGUUUUAUUUCCAUUUCCAGACCCACUCCGGUCGCUGAAUAAUUUGCUACAUCAAUGCUGGUCCGAUUUUUCGCAAAUUUUUGCAGCCGAAAGUCCAUUUGAGGGUGGCACAAAGGAAAACCCUGCAAACAAUGAAAUUUACGUGCUUUUAACGGACCGUCUUAAUGCUCUCGUGGUGCUCAGUCCCCAAGUUUUUCUUCGGCUUGGAAAUGCAGCCACCUUGCGGCAGCCAACCCUCAUGGCUGUCUACCGUAUACUUUCUUUGGCGCUCUGGUCCUGCCAACGGGCGAUCCGCUGCGCAGGUCUGCGCUGCCUGCGCUACUACGUCCGGACUAGUGAGGAUGUGGAUGUGUUCCUGGCCAAUCGCUUGGAUCUCUUCAUAACCAGAUGCCUUGAUCUCUCUUACAUGGAGGAACUACUAUCAAUUCUGUCAAUCAUAAAUGGAGACUCAUGCAGUGAUGAGCGGGCCGAAAUGCAACAGGACAUACGGCGCCUUGGCGGUCCCUAUCAAAGGCUCCUUGACGGCUCUAAGCGCCCCGUUGGAAACAUUGGCUUCCAACGACCAUUUCAUGAAGCACCGCGUACCGCAGCGACGGACACGACGGAACGGUUAGCUGUAAUUCGCCUGGCCUUUCAUCUCCUCCGACUCUCCGUCCGUGCCUUUUCACCUGACCUUGUUCAUGGAUUAGCUGCUGCCUCCACCUUGACGCCGGCAGCUGUUGCUCAUCCUUCAGAGCUCAAUCUCAACAGGGAGGUGGGUGGAGAGGCGCCCCUCCCCUUCUCACACCUUUCCUCUCAAAUCAACGCCAACCGGGAUGGAGACGUUUGUCUUCGGAGCUACCUUCUCUUACUCACCGAAUUCGUAAUGCGAAGCUCUGAAACCCAUAUGAGGCGCUGUGGCGAAAGGUCGGGUCCUCCGAUUUCGGCCGCCCCCUGUUGCUGCCCGCUCGAAGUGGCUGUCAAGUCGUUAUUGAGCGCUCUGCCCUGUUGUGGAGAGCCAGGUGAGGUGUACAAACAUUCCGCCCAAAUCUUUGAAACAAUUCUCCUCGCUCUCCUUCGUCUCUCCGCAGAAAGUCAAUACGGUCGGCAAGUUGUCGAUUCUUGGGUCUUUCAGGUGAAAAUUGUUUUAAUCUCCAUUUUAAAAUGCGUCUCUCCUUUCCUGGUCACCUACCCCUUAGUCACCAUUCCAAGGUCUCCUUAUGACUCGUACGUGGCCUUUUUGGUUGUUUAUGGGUCAUCCUCUCCAAUGAAUAGGAACCCCUCCUUUGUUGCCGCCACAAGGGAUUCUCUUGUAUUUGUUCUUCGUUCCUGGUCAGGUUUAUUUUAUUUUCUCCGCGAGGGAAGAUCGUGUCUCCAUACCCUCACUCAAUCUCUUCUUCUUGGUUCUUCAAAACUUCGAGCUUUGGUGCUCAAUGUAUUAUACAAUCUCUUUCCUGGUGUUCCUGCCCCCACCCUCACAAGUCCAGCCGACGAUACAGCUAAUGCAAUAGCUGGUGGUCUUUCCUUGGCCCUUUACACAGCUCUACCCUAUCCCCCGGCUUCCCAUCAUCAAGAGGGAAGGCAACAGCAACAGCAGUCGUCCUUUCCUUACCUGGACGGGGACUUUGUUGUGGAAGAGGGCCUCCGUCUCUUCCCUCUUGUCCAGUCUGCUGGCACGGACAUUCUAGAAGCGCAUUCUGCUCUCCUCCUAUGCUCUUUCGCCCAAGCUGGUCUUUUUGAGGCGUUGAUUGCUGCUGUGGAUGACACUUCACUUUACGUAUCAGCUGCUGCGGGUCAACUUUUGGGCAUGCUUUCAUUUCGGGCUAAUUCUCAACUCCACCCGGAUUCUCUUUGUAUGGAGCGUCUAACGAAUAUUCCUCUCCUGCGAGACAAGUUCCGUGCCGUGGACUUCUUGGACAGGGUUCACCAGAUUCUGAUGGAGCGUCAUCUGGCUGGCACCCGUCCAAUUCUCUCUGCGCCACUCAUUUCACCCUUCCUGGAGUGUCUCUCCCGACAACAGCGAGCUCCGACCGCCCUUACGCCGCCGUCGAUGCAAACUUCUGCCGGUAUUAAAGGCACAGACACUGGUGUCUUUUCACCGACACAAAAAACCUCUGUCCUUCAGCCCACGGACAGCCUUCUCGAGGCGGUGAUCGCCUCCAGCGGCGUUUGCGCCUCCCCUACAACCAACACCGCUACGGUUCAGCCUCUUAGUGGAGGCCCCUUAACGACCACCUCAACACUGGGUAAGAGUGUCUCCUUCUCCCAUUCUUCCGUUCUCGGCACCCCCGGUGCAACUCCCGUUCUCUCCUCUCCUUAUGAGUGGGAUUGGGGCGUUCUCGCUUCAUGGGCCCGCAAACUCUCCUUUGCUCCUGGCCUUUUCUCUUGGAAGGAUCAGAAGAGUCAGAUCUUCCUGACGCGUCUUAUCGACUUCAUCACACCUAACCUAGAGGUGCUCUCUUUGUCGUUGGAAGUGGCGUAUCCUACCGGGGCGCCGCCACUCUAUCCCCUCCUUUCAAAGUCUGUGAACAACCAAGAAGAUGCCUUUCCCUUGUCACCGGCAUACCUGCGUCUGUUAGGUCGACGGAGUGCUGAUGACAGUUCUGCUUUUUCUCCAAACUCAGGUGUCAUUCCCAGUCUUCCCUGGACAAGUCGCAAUUGGCCUCAGGCUUGGGCUGCCGCUACUCUACUUUCCGGUUUGCUGCCUCAUUUAUCACUUUAUCCGCCCGACAGCUUCCCGGGUAUGCAAUUGCGCCGUUUCCUCACUUCCGUGCAUACCUGCCUGGCGGCAGCAGCUACACCGAGCGCAUCUCCUAUGACUUGCACCCACCUGCUCUUUCAACCUAGCCACCUCCGUGAACACUGCUCCUCCCUUCUCCUCUUCGGUCUCGGUCGUCUGUUUUCAUGCGAGGCCGGCUCCUCCCUGCUUCACGCCAUGGAGAUUCCUGAUCUUCUCACCCUUAUCGUUGGUGGUAGUGCUGGUGGACAGGAGCUGCAGGCUCUGAAGUUCUCAAAUGCUCUAAAAAACCUCCGCAAGCAGCGCCUUCUUUGCGCCAAAUUUCUCCUCCCCUCGAUGACCUACACAGGCAGCGGCUUUGGACGCAGCCUCCUUGUCACUGUCUGCGCCUCGGGUCACACCGCACUGCGUCUCUUUGGCGCUAAAUUUAUCCGCCUCCUUCUCCGAUUCAAUAUUCCCUCCACGGCGUCUUGGCUUGUCCCCCUAUUGCUCAAUUUGUCUUGUGAUCGGAGUCCAAAGGAAGCAUGUCUUAACCCGACAUAUCUCCAGGCCCUACUCGACUACAUGCAGACGGGGGAUGGGUUUGCCGACAAGCGGUGCUGCGCGGCCUUCCCCAGCCCCCUGUUACGACUUUUGUCCAUUGGCAGCCUACCCAGUCAACGCGUUAUCGCCUGUCUUCUCGCUAAGUCAGCGUGGAUGCUUAAGGUCGUCUCUACCCCGAAACCGGUCGCUUCAAUGCCCCCACUCGCAGUAUAUCCGGGUGGGGGAAUCGAUGGAACACUAUUAGAGGGUAUUUUACGUGCAUGGAUGGAGAUAUACAACGAGCAAUUUGCGGAGAACAUUGAGAAUCGUCUUAUGAAUUGCUUUCGUUUGCCGUUUUUGCAAAACUAUAAUGAAUCGGUCACCUCCGACCUUUGUCCGAAAUUUCUCCAGCGUUGCCCAUCCUGCAACCAUCCCCUCGGUAGUGAUCAAGAGGUUGACAAAAAAGUUACUGGGGCUGAAGAGGAGAUCGAGGAAGAGGAUCUCUUCCUCGAUCGUCAAAGCAACCGUGUAUUCAGUCACUUUGAUGAGGUUGCAGGGGUGGAGGUAAAGCUGGGGACCGAGGAGGAUGGGAAGGAGAGUGAAGUGACUUUCGAUUUUUCACCAGUGGCUGUUCAAUUCUUCUAUCGUCACAACGGUUCUCUCUUUGUCCCACUACAUCUUUUCUACUGCCUGGCGCUUCAAGAGACCGGAUUCAGAGUGCUUAGGGACAAUGGCUAUCUGGCGACUCUUGCCGAUACCCUGUCUCAGAGCUGUCACUCCGUUACUGACAGCGAUGGUGGAAGUCGGCAGGACGCGACACACAUUAAGGCAGCAAUCUGGGCUCUGGUCAGUAUCCUCGUCACUCCGUAUGGCUCUCGGUGGGUACGGGCUUCAUCCGUGCUCCAAGAUAUCUUUUGGCUCAUUGCCAAUGCUGAUUCGCUUUCUGUUCGUGGAACUGCCUGGUUAGGAGUGUGUUUUGUAUCCUCCUCAGUACAUGGAGGCAACCUUUUGCGUCCAUGGAUGGUUGGAGGCGGAGGGAAAGGCGGAACGAAUACAGAGGUGAAGAUGAUGACCGAGGGCGUUUGGCUGCUGAGCACAACGGACCGUGAUGCCCACAUGUGGCCCCUACGCGAGCGUCGCGUUCUUCACCUCAAUUCACAGGCCUCCGAGAGAGUUGUGGAGGCUUCCUUUGCUUCUCCUACAUCUCCAUCAAUGAACAGGAUCUCUUAUCCCGGUCAUGGAAGGUCUUCUACGUCCUUCAGUGAGUUUUUGCCUUUUCUAGAAACAGGUACAUAUCAACGGAACGCCCACUCAAGCAUCUUCUCUUUGGGUUGCUUUUACGAUCCUGCGGAUUCUAAUCUCAUAACCGCCCCCACUACUGCUGACACUGUUGUAGCAUCAGCAGUCACUGCUUCGCCAUCCGUACACUCUCCGUCCUCCGCUUCCAUGACAGAGGGCAAGGCGACACGUCCAUUGGAUCAUUUCCUACGUCCAGUGCGGUGGAUUGCUCGACGUGCCGUUCAUUCAUUCCGUGGACAGCGUGGUGGAGGUGGACGUGGCGUCGCUUCAGAUCUGUCUACUGAUCAUCUCAAUGGCGAUGAAUCGGCAACGGUGGCGACGGUUGGGGAGGGUAGGGAGAGGACAGUCUCUGCUACCUCGGCAAACUCCGGUCAUGCUGUCGGUGAUGGUAUCUCCACCAUGGUUCAGUCACUCUCUAGCCCCGACUGGUUUCACUCCACGCAUACCUCCGAUUCUGCCACUCUCUCUGGAGUCACUGAAAAUGGCUUCAUUACAAGCAUUUAUCAUUUCCUACCAUUUGGUGGAUCCUCUUCUAUUCUUUGGGUUUCUUUUUCAUCACUCAUUUGUGGCUGUUUUUGUAGCGAUUCUAAAUCUGCAAGUGCCUCGCCUAUUGGUACACCUGUGGUGACCGCGAACAGCCCUCACUUUGGGCUAACUGACAUUUUUGUCUUUCGCGGCCUCUUUCUCCCCGCCGAUGUGAGCAUCCUCGGCAAAAAUUUCUUCUCUUGUUCACCCACUUCACAUCGCAGAACAAUUGCGCAUCCCUUCAACGGGCAAGUCUCUCCUCAUAUCUUUGCUGUUUUUCAUCUGGUGAGUCUUCCAUUUGAUGUCUGCCUCUCUUUUGUGCCAAUUCGUCCUAUUCUUAGCUCUGAUGAAGCAAGCCAAACAAAGAAGGACAUCACCGAUGGCAGAUCCGUUGAUGGUGAUGGGGAUAAGAAGCCAGAAGGAGCGCUAUUUGAUUGUAUUAAGAAGCUUUGCAUUUCUGAGGCCUGUCGGCGUGGCAAUUCUCCUUGUCCUAAACUGGCCGAAGACGCUGAGGUGGAGUCGUGGCGCCGUGAGGUGGUUGAAGAAGUAAAGAACCUUAUGAACAGUCUUUUACUCGGACGAGUUUGCACCAACCUCCUCGCCCUUUCGCAUCGCGCCUCCACCGGCAUCCUUCGUGAUGGCCGUCGUCGGGAUUUUGCCUCUGCUUGUCUACAUACUGAAGUUGCCCAAAUUCUCUUUAGCUAUCGAUAUUCUCGUCUUGCUCGCACUCUUGUCCAGGUCUUCCUCGGCCAGUUUCCCCCUUCCAAUGAGGUUUGUUCCGAUCUAUCCUGUUGA
Molecule: messenger RNA, 5967 nt
Organism: Hydatigera taeniaeformis
Lineage: Eukaryota; Metazoa; Platyhelminthes; Cestoda; Cyclophyllidea; Taeniidae
Source: the annotation of a GenBank genome assembly